This is a messenger RNA of Ostrinia furnacalis (Asian corn borer), 907 nucleotides long. Its product is annotated as calcyphosin-like protein. Bases 141 to 863 code for a protein of 240 amino acids. Gene Ontology annotation, molecular function: calcium ion binding. The record is from RefSeq and is a predicted model, not a curated record. NCBI's taxonomy places the organism in Eukaryota, Metazoa, Arthropoda, Insecta, Lepidoptera, Crambidae. The transcript has 7 exons.
CGGCCUACGCAUUUGGCGGGCGGCAAAAAUUGUGCUUUGUUAUGCUUCCACCAUUCCUUGUGCGAAUGUGACGAGGGACAGUUUAUUCGGAAUAUCUGCAAUUUAUUGUUGGGAUACUAAGUGAAAUCGAGUGUUUUAUCAUGAAUGAAGGCAAUAUCAAUGAUGACGAUAAUAUGUAUCACGAUACAUUCCAAGGAAAGGCUAAAACUUCCUCCAACCUAGCAUGGCACAGACCGAUGUCGACAAGGUUCCGUCUAGAGGAGGAGCUGAUUCAGCGCACCUCCCGAGCGCUGGAAGCGGAAACCGACCCUCUGGAGAAGCUGCGUCUGAUGUGCCUUUCGCAUGGCGCCGUCGGCAUCAUGGGGCUGGCCAGGGUGUUUCGGAAAAUGGAUGAAGGAGGCACUGGGCGGUUGACCAAGGAGAAGUUUGCAAACUGCAUCAAGGAAACUGGGCUGGAUUUUAGUUACAAGGAUGCAGUAGACGUCUUCAACAAGUUCAAAAGAGAUAGCAACGGCACCAUCAGUCUUGACGAAUUCCUGUUAAACGUUCGUCCGUCUAUGUCUGAGACCCGUAGAAGCAUCUUGGAGCAGGCGUUCAAGAAACUGGACAAAACUGGCGACGGGGUCCUAUCUGUGGAGGACCUCCGCAGAUGCUACGCUGUGACUUCACAGCAAAGUUACAUGUGCGGCGAAGAGACCGCUGAAUUCGUUAUGGACAGGUUCCUUUCCAACUUCGAACAAGAUGGGAUCGUGGACGGCAAGGUGACUCACGAGGAGUUCAUGAACUACUACAGCGGCCUCAGCGUGUCCAUAGACAACGACUGCUUCUUCGAUCUGAUGAUACGUCAAGCCUACAAGCUGUAAACUUGUUCUAGUGACCAAAAAAGAAGACCACGUGCAAAAUUGAU